GACUUCUACCCCGAGUACAAACGGAUGUAUUAAACUUCACAGGUAAAUACGCAGUAAAAUAAACAUAAUCAGAUAGUUUAGACUGAACUGCCUUAUUAUUUACACCAUGGCUACUAGAAAAUCUCUUUAUGGACUUAUUAUAGAAGGAAAAGAUACCACAGUGCCUCUGAAGGAAUCUAAGGUCCAUGUUACAGUCCAGGGGUUUAUAGCUAAUGUAGAGAGUCAACUCACUUAUUGUAAUGACACAUUGGAAGCCUUACAAACAAGCUUUAUCUUCCCAAUGGAUGACAUGUCAGCUGUUUACAAGUUUGAAGCUGAUGUCAACAAUAAACACAUCAUAGCAGAGUGUCAGGAUAAACAAAAGGCUAAAGAAACUUACAAUGAAGCAAUAUCAAGUGGCCACACAGCCAUGCUGUUAUCUGAAGAUGAUGCGUCAGCUGAUAUAUUUGAAUGCAAACUUGGCAACUUGCCAGCAGGAGAGAGGGCACUAUUGACCAUUUCAUAUGUUGUAGAACUGUCUGUAGAAACAGACGGGAAAAUGAGGUUUACAUUACCAACAGUACUGACUCCAAGAUACUCACCAGAUGUUGGACACUAUGUAGAACCGGGAAGUGAGUCCAGUCCUGGUCAAGUGAACAUAAGAACUCCAUGUAAAUUGACUUUCAGUGCUGCUGUGUCUGGUUGUUACAAAAUCAAGUCUGUUAGCAGCUCUUACGACAAACUUAAUGUCAAGGUCAAUGGAGAUAAGUUAUCUGCAUCUAUUGAUUUGGCAGAGGAGUUCAAGUUUGACCAUGAUUUAAGUUUUGAUAUAAUCUAUGAUAAUAUUAAUGAGCCAGAGAUCAUUUUAGAAUUAGGAAAUAAAGAAAGAGAUGGCUUGCUGAAGGAAGAUUUAUUAAUGUUGAACUUCUAUCCUGAUUUAAAACAAGGUGAAGAAACGGAAGACAGCAAGAGGGAAUUUAUCUUUGUAAUUGAUAGAUCAGGUAGUAUGGGUAAUGUUAGAAUAAAGAAGGCCAAGGAAACAUUAUUACUGUUGUUGAAGAGUUUACCUGUUGGGUGUCUGUUCAAUGUUGUAUCGUUCGGUAGUAAUUUCAGCACUUUGUUUGAACAGAGUGAAGAGUACAAUGAGAAAACUUUAAAACAAGCUCUGUCUCUCCAAGAACAGAUGGAGGCAGAUAUGGGCGGAACAGAAAUUUUACAACCACUUAAACAGAUUUACAGUAAAAACUGUAAACAGGGAUAUCCACGACAGAUAUUCCUCCUGACUGAUGGAGGUGUCAGUAACACCAAUGAGGUUAUAAAACUGGCAAAGAAAAAUAACGGAAACACAAGAGUUUUCACAUUUGGUAUUGGUGACGGAGCUUCCACUAGUCUGAUAAAGAAUGUUGCUAAAGCCAGUAAUGGGAAAGCUAUUUUCAUUAAGGAUAAAGAUAACAUGCAAGCAAAGGUGAUUACAGCAAUGAAAGGAUCAUUAGACAAUUGUUUGUCAGAAGUCAGUCUACAUUGGGAUAUUCCUAAAUGUUUUACAAUUACUGAUAUCCCCAAUGAGCCUCCUGUCAUCUUCCAUGGAGAUAAACUUGUUUUGUUUGCCUUGUUAAAAUCUUCUGAUGCUAAGAGUGGUAUUUCUGGUUCAUUCACAUUGAAAGGAAGAUUUGGAGGAAAGAAUGUUAAACAUAAAGUGAAAAUAGAAAUUCCAAGUUAUUCACACAAUGAUUUACCAUUACAUCGUGUAGCAGCUAAAUACCAGAUCAAAGACUUGGAAAAUGAUGAUGAUUCAAGUUAUAGAGGGGAUGGGAUCAAUAAAGACAAGAUUGUAUUGGUAAGCCAAGCAGCCAACAUUGUCUCCAAAUACACAGCAUUUGUAGGUGUUGAUAAAGAUACCAAAGUUCCUGUCUCAGUACCGGAAGAACCACCAUCCUAUGAUGAUAAUUUAUGUUUUGGUGGUUUCGGAAUGCCUACAUCGAUGAUGAUGCAAUGUCAAUCAGCUUCCUUGUCCUUCAAGCCAAAAAAGGGUGCAUCCUUUGGAAUGCCAAGUAUAUUUAAACGAAAAAAAAAGGCAAGUGGUUCUGUGAAACUGAUGAGUCCACCUAUGAACUUAGGCUCUAAAUGUGCUGCAAAAUCAUCACCAAGAAGGAGAUCUUCUAGUAAUGAGUUUGUUUGUGACAGCAUGGAUACAUAUGAAGAAUCAGAUGAAGAGUGUGCUAUGUCAUGUGUCAGUAAUAAUUAUGUAGACAUGUCACCAGGAGGCAAUGAAAGAACCCAAAGAAUACUAUCAGGAGACAAGUCGACAAAAAGUGAAAAAACAAAAUCAUCAGGAGACAAAAUGAUGAUCAUUGUGUCACUGCAAAACUUUGAUGGUUCCUGGUCGCAAUCAUCUGAGCUGCAAUCCGUGCUUAAUGUUAGUCAAACGGAACUGAAAGCUAAAUACCAGGGUAAUAUUUGGUGUACAGCAUUAGUUGUUGCUUUCCUAGAGAAAAAUUUCAGUAAACGUAAAUCUGAAUGGGAAAUGAUUUAUAACAAGGCAAUAAAAUGGCUAACUUCACAAGACAGAGAAGGGAAAAGUGUCACUCAAAUCAUAGAGGAAGGCAAUGACAUUAUAAAAAACAUAUAAAAUAUACAGAUUAUUUGACCCUUGUUUUAUUAAUUUUGUAUUUACAUUGUGUCAUAGAUCAAAUUUAUUCGUUCAGUGUAUGUUCACUUGUUUUUGUUAAUAUGUCUUUUGAUUGAGUUAAGCCAUUUCAAUUGACAUUUUAUAUAGUGUCUCUAUGUUGUGAUGUUACACUAUUGUUUCAGGUAGGGUGAAGGUUGGCGCAUAUUAAAACGUUUAAACCGGCUGCAUUUCUUUGCACCUGUCCUAAGUCAGGAACCUGAUGUUCAGUGAUUUGUUGAUUUGGUUCAUAAGUGUUUCUUGUUUCUCGUUUUUUAUAUAGAUUAGACCAUUGGUUUUCCUGUUUGAAUGGUUUUGCACAAGUCAAUUUUGGGGCCCUUUAUAGCUUGCUGUUUGGUGUGAGCCAAGGCUCCGUGUAAAGGCCGUACUUUGACCUAUAAUGGUUUACUUUUAAAAAUUGUGACUUGGAUGGAGAGUUGUCUCAUUGGAACUCAUACCACAUCUUCUUAUAUCUAUUAAGAUUUAACUUAUAUAAAACCUCUUUGUUAACUGUAUCAUCUUUUUCUGUUCAUCCCUAGGAGGGAGUUCAUUGUAUUUGUUAUAAAAUUCCUUUGCAAUAUAUUUUAUAUAUGUGUAUAUGUAUAUUUUAUUUAUAUUUUUUACUAUCAUUUUUUAGGAUAAAUUGUAAGUCCAAUUCCCAAUAUAGAUUCUUACAAUGGAACUAAUUUGUUUUUUUAAUUUUAUAUGAAUCAUUGUAUUUGUGAUAUUAAACAUGCAAAUUAAGGCAACUAUAGUUUAUUGAUGUUCAAUAAAGGCAACAGUAGUUAACCACUG
This is a messenger RNA of Mytilus californianus (California mussel), 3439 nucleotides long. Its product is annotated as von Willebrand factor A domain-containing protein 5A-like. The coding region runs from base 107 to 2608 and encodes 833 amino acids. Lineage: Eukaryota; Metazoa; Mollusca; Bivalvia; Mytilida; Mytilidae. The transcript has 19 exons. The record is from RefSeq and is a predicted model, not a curated record.